Molecule: messenger RNA, 876 nt
Organism: Prunus armeniaca (apricot)
Lineage: Eukaryota; Viridiplantae; Streptophyta; Magnoliopsida; Rosales; Rosaceae
Source: the annotation of a GenBank genome assembly
AUGCAGGCAUCGGUGACGUCUUUAAUAAGAUGGGGAACAACAAACAUCGUUGCAAUCUCUAAUGAAGGCUGUUGUGAUGCAAUAUAUGUUGCUGUUGAUACGAGUGCUACAAGUCUUGAAGAUGAAGGAUUUAUAAUGAAAGAGGACGCAACAAAAUUUUUCUAUAUGGGGAGUUGCAAUGUAUUGGCAACUAUGGCGGGAAAUUCCGCGGAUUGUGAAAAUAUGCUAAGUAGUUUGAAUGGCGUAAUGGAACGUGCAUGUGAGACAGUAGUUAAUAAUGGCAUCCAUUGUGCACCACAAAUAGCCCGUACCUAUAUUCGCUCGUGGGAAACAUGCUCGACACCUCAUGAUGGAGUGCAUUACAAAACCAAAUCCGAAGUUUGCAAUGGAUUUGCGAAUGGAAGCGGUAGUGAUAAGAGCAGUGGAUAUCUCCGCGUGUUUAAGGUAAACAAAACAGACACUAUAGAUGUAUAUCGACGAUCGGUUCUGGAAGCGCUUUCUAAUCAUAACGAUGCCUUAGCUAGUUAUCUUCACAAGUCAUUGUUCUUUCUCUUUCCCACUAAGCAUUACAAGUAUACACAUGAACAUAAUGUGAAUGUGGACAAAGUAUUCAGAGAAAUAUUUCCAGAAGAUUAUGUGCAGAAUGUUGUCGUAAAGAAAGGAGAAGAAUACACUGUAAGACUCGUACAUUUUAACAAGCCAGUUGAUGAACUAUAUGAGCAGCUGAGAAUAGAAAAUCUUGAACGUGAUGUAAGUCCUCAAUUGGAAGCUCAAAUGGAACAAGUUGGUCUGGAACAAUUUCAGAAGGGAGCUAUUUUGUUUGGUAUGCCGACACAGAUGUUGGUGGCAGGUUUAAUAGACGUGUUGCGCGUCUAA